This is a messenger RNA of Racocetra fulgida, 153 nucleotides long. NCBI's taxonomy places the organism in Eukaryota, Fungi, Glomeromycota, Glomeromycetes, Diversisporales, Gigasporaceae. The record is from the annotation of a GenBank genome assembly.
AUGAAAAGCGAAGCAAAAAGUAAAGCAAAAGCAAAACAAAGAGCAAAGCAAGACAAGCAAAAAGCAAAGCAAAAAGCAAAGCAAAAAGCAAAGCAAAAAAUAAAGCAGAAAGCAAAACAAAAAGCAAAGCAAAGAGGUGAAGACAAAAAAUAA